Messenger RNA from Populus euphratica (Euphrates poplar), 1620 nucleotides. RefSeq lists its product as uncharacterized. The coding region runs from base 159 to 1043 and encodes 294 amino acids. NCBI's taxonomy places the organism in Eukaryota, Viridiplantae, Streptophyta, Magnoliopsida, Malpighiales, Salicaceae. The transcript has 6 exons. The record is from RefSeq and is a predicted model, not a curated record.
UCGAAGGCGCAGCUAGAGCCGAGAAAGCUAAGAGGCCAGAGAAUAGGGCAUGGAUCUAUCACUCACAAUUCACAACAGACUAACAUAACCUUCUACUUUCCACACUAAAGAACUGUUAGCUCCCAUAAUAAAAGAAAGAACCGUCCUGUCCAAAGUGAAUGGGCAGCAGGUGGAGAGCUACUGCUUCUCUUGUCCUCGACCACAUAACCACAAAAGCUUCUGACUUUCUUUUAUCUAACCUUCCCAAACCUUUUAAUCGCUCACACCCUUUAAUCCAAACUGUCCGUGGCUUCAAAUUCAGGCCAUUUUCUGCAAUCCCUUUCCGGGUUUCGGUUUAUAGCUAUGAAAUUGAAUCUGGGUCUCAUGAUUUCGCUCUUAAUUAUCCUUUGGGACCUAAAGAAGAUGAGGAAACUGGAAAGAUUCCCGUCAAAGCUUACUUCCUUUGUACCAGUAUUAAUUUGAAGAGCAUGCAAGCAGAGAAUUUAAGCAAUGUUGUUCCUCCUACCUCUCGCUCGACAAAUUAUACUGUCCUCAGAUUUUUCAAUUUCUCUUCAGACAUUAGUGCACUUGGAAUAGGAGGGUAUGCCAGUUGCCGAUACAUGGUUGUAUUCCAAUAUGGAUCUGCUGUUCUAUUUAAUAUCGAGGAUCAUGAAGUUGAAAGGUACCUGGAAAUAGUAAGGAAGCACACUUCUGGAUUGCUUUCCGAGAUGAGGAAAGAUGAUUAUGCCAUAAUAGAGAAACCACUUCUGGCUGAGGACAUGCAGGGAGGUCUAGAUUACAUCGCUCUCAAAACCUUAGACACUGAUAGUAUUCGCAUUAUUGGAAGUGUGCUUGGGCAAAGCAUAGCUUUGGACUAUUUUGUUUCACAGGUUGACGGGAUGGUUGAAGAGUUUUCUGGCAUAAAUCGUGCUAUGGAAAAAACUGGAACUUUCACAAUGGACAGGAAAAAGCUCCUUCAACUUGUUGGGAAGGCUAAUUCAAAUCUAGCUGAUGUGAUUCUAAAAGUGGGUCUUUUUGAGAGAUGUAAAACCAUGUGCUGUUAGGAGAUUUCAGUAAGAUCUUCUUGUUAAGCACCUGGUGAACCUUUUAGGUUUCUGUUCCAUUUCCCCAUAUAUUUACUGUCAUCAGUCAUUAAGAAGCAUGAAGAUUUUAAAGAGCAGGAAACUUUUUUAGAAAAGAAUCUUCUUUUUCUUGGGUAGUGUUGUCUCCAAUUUAAAGAAACGCAUCUGGCAUCUGAAUGAAUCUGCUUAUCUUAGAUGAGGAGUUCUGCAUGGAAUCCUUUGGAUGUUGGUUCAAACUAUGAUGAUUCCAUGGGCCAUAUAAACUAUUGAUGUUCUUUAGUGCUAUUCAAUAAGCUGUUCUUAAGUUCCUUGUCGGUCUAGUCUGGUAUCAUUUCGAGAAUGAAUGUGCGUGUGCUUCAGCCUCAUUAUAUUUUCAGGUUCCUCACAGAAUCUCAUUGCUCAUUAAAGUUUAGACUCCUUUAUCUAAGAAAAAGUGUUGAGACAAGCCUCAGUUAGAAAAGGCAGGUUACAGGUUGACUAUAAUGAAAUUGUAAAAUUGAUGAAUUUGUAGAAGUAUCCAAAACAGCAUUGUAUAUGCUGUGAUUUUUUAACAUGCAUU